This is a messenger RNA of Prinia subflava (tawny-flanked prinia), 2020 nucleotides long. RefSeq names its product G protein-coupled receptor 61 (gene GPR61). The record is from RefSeq and is a predicted model, not a curated record. Gene Ontology annotation, molecular function: G protein-coupled receptor activity. NCBI's taxonomy places the organism in Eukaryota, Metazoa, Chordata, Aves, Passeriformes, Cisticolidae. The coding region runs from base 719 to 2020 and encodes 433 amino acids. Gene Ontology annotation, biological process: G protein-coupled receptor signaling pathway. Gene Ontology annotation, cellular component: endosome; signaling receptor complex; plasma membrane. The transcript has a single exon.
UGUGGAGAUAGAUAGGGGGUGAUGGGGAUUAUGUGUGUGGGGUCACAGCUGUGCUGAACCCUCCCUGAAAUCUCAGGUGUCCCCCAGAGCUCCCCAUCCCCUUUUGCAGCUCUACCUUCCCCCAGGUGCCUGAGGGCUGUGGAUGGGGGUCACAACUGGGCUGAGACCCACCCCGUGUCUCUCAGGGGUCGGCUGUGAUGCCACCAUGGCUCUCAGGGGCUCCCUCAGGGUCUUCUCCCUCUUCUGACAGCUCCACCUGCCCCCAGGUACUGUGGGAUGCCGGUGGGAGUCCGGGUCAGCUCUCAGGGGUCCCCCCAGGGUUGUGUCCCCUCAUGACACCUCCACAUUCCCCCCCACACAGCUGCGCCCCCUGCCACGGCUGUCAGAGGUCACCCGUGAGCUCCCCUGGGCUCUCAGGGUUCCCCCCAGGGUCUUUCCCCCAUGACAGCUCCACCUUCACCCCAGCUACUGGGGGGGCUGCAGCUGGGGGUCCUGCUCAGCACUCAGGGGUCCUCCAGGGUCCUGUCCCCUCCAGUGACAGCUCCACCUCCCCCAGGUACCCCCUCGCUGAGCAGCGGGGACAUGAGUGGGGCUGGGGGGCACCUUUGGGUACUCUGAGUGCCACCCCCGCAGCGGCCCCCCCAGCCUGGACCACCGAGGAUGUGACCUCUGGCGAUGCCCGUCCGUGCCGUACUUGCCGCCAGGCCGGCGGCACAGGAUGGAGCCUUUCCUGCCCUCCCCGUGGGGCUGGAAUGGCUCUAGAGGGGGGUCCCGGCCCCCCAACAGCACUGCCGAGGCCAAGCCCAAGGACGUGGCCUCCAAGUCUGUGGGGCUGUUCUUCAUGGUGCUGCUGGACCUCACGGCCAUUGUGGGCAACGCCGCCGUCAUGACGGUCAUCGCAAAGACGCCGGCGCUUCGCAAGUUCGUCUUCGUGUUCCACCUGUGCCUGGUGGAUUUCCUGGCCGCCCUCACGCUGAUGCCGCUGGAGAUGCUGUCGGGCUCCGCCGUGUUCGAGAGCCCGGGGCUGGGCGAGGCCGUGUGCCGCGUGUACCUGUUCCUCAGCGUGUGCCUCACCUCCAUGUGCAUCCUCUCCAUCUCCACCGUCAAUGUGGAGCGCUACUACUACGUGGUGCACCCGCUGCGCUACGAGGUGCGGAUGACCGCGGGGCUGGUGGCCGGAGUGCUGGCUGGAGUGUGGCUCAAGGCUGUGGCCACCUCGCUAGUGCCCGUGCUGGGCUGGUUGUCCCCCGACCGCCCACCGGCGCCUGGCGCUCACGGCUGCUCCUUGCAGUGGAGCCGCGGGCCAUCCUGCAAGGUCUUCGUGGUCUUCUUCGCCGCCUUCUACUUCGUCCUGCCCCUCCUCAUCAUCGUCGUGGUCUACUGCGGCAUGUUCAAGGUGGCGCGGGUGGCAGCCAUGCACCACGGCCCGCCGCCCACCUGGCUGGAGACGCCGCGCCGGCGCUCGGUGUCCCUCAGCAGCCGCUCCACCAUGGUCACCACCUCGGGGGCUCCGCGGACCACCCCGCAGAGGAUGUUUGGCGGGGGCAAGGCGGCCGCCGUGCUGCUGGCCGUGGGUGGCCAGUUCCUCUUCUGCUGGUUGCCCUACUUCUCCUUCCAGGUGUACACAGCGCUGAGCACUCGGCCCUUAGCCGGGCCGGCAGCUGAGACUGUGGUCACCUGGCUGGGGUUCUGCUGCUUCACCUCCAACCCCUUCUUCUACGGCUGCCUCAACCGGCAGAUCCGCGGGGAGCUCGGCCGGCUCCUCACCUGCUUCUUCAAGCAGCCCCCCGAGGAGGACCUGCGGCUGCCAAGCCGUGAGGGCUCCAUCGAGGAGAACUUCCUACAGUUCCUCCAGAGCACUGGGCGCCCACCAGAGCCCCCCAGCCCGCAGCGGAACCUGCCCCCCGUGGAUUUCCGCAUCCCGGGGCAGAUUGAGGAGGAGGCGGCGGAGGGGAUGGAGUGGGGCGGGGGCAGCGGGGUGUUCGUGCCCGUGGCGGGCUCUGCCAAGGCGGGGCUGUAG